This is a messenger RNA of Oncorhynchus masou masou (cherry salmon), 2076 nucleotides long. It is a transcript of the gene gas1a, whose product is annotated as growth arrest-specific 1a. Bases 616 to 1416 code for a protein of 266 amino acids. The record is from RefSeq and is a predicted model, not a curated record. Gene Ontology annotation, biological process: regulation of cell cycle. Lineage: Eukaryota; Metazoa; Chordata; Actinopteri; Salmoniformes; Salmonidae. The transcript has a single exon.
GGGAGGGGGGUAGAGAAAGACAAACGGAGCAAGAGAGAGAGAGAGAGAGAGAGAGAUCACUUUGGGAGAAGCAGAGUUUCUGUUUUCCUCUGAUACUUGUUUGUGUUCCUAUGCAUACGUAAUUACCGGUGAUUAGCGCUGUCUCGUGGACGUACAGUCUCUGCGGAGUAAUAGCUCCUCAUAGCCUAUGGACGGACUCAUUGAGCGCUCAGCUCUGUCCACGGAGAGGACAGAGGGGACGGGAAGCGGCUGCUAGUGGAAGACGAGAUCAGGAAAGCACAGGAGCUGAGGCAGCAGAGGGGUUCCACUACAAAUACUGGAAUGGAAUAAACCAAUGGGUAACCAACAGUUGUGUGCUUUUUGUUCAAAAACGGUUCGUUUUCAUUUUAUUUGGGCACUUAUGGAUAACUUUCUUCCAACCACUUUUGUCGGAGUUUUCAAACAGAGCAGUGAAGCUACUUCAGAACGGGAUCUGUACAGCAGUCUGCUCUGCUCUUUACACACUACCUAUCUUGGAAUGUUGAUAUUUUAUGUCUAGUGCAGUCUUUGGAAGUAUGAAAUACGUAGGGAUGAAGCUGGUGUAAUUGUAUCCUUUCAGUCACAGCCAUCACUAAAAUGGCCAGUUUUGAGGCUUUGGCUCACAGCUCCCGCAUGUUGGUGUGGCCUGUCGGUUGUGUGUUUUUGUUUUUGGGCUGCUUAUCGGUGGCAUCCUCCUCCCACAGCCGCAGGUUAAUCUGCUGGCAGGCCAUCAUGAAUUGUCAGACAGAGCCUGAGUGCCAUUACGCAUAUGGACAGUACAUGCAGGCAUGCGCUGCUGUUCUGAGAGGGGACAGGAAGAGGUGUCCCAGUCACUGCAUCUCCUCUCUGGUGCAGCUCAACCUGACGAAGAACGGGCCUGCGCUUGAGGACUGCAGCUGUGCUUCGGACCCCAUCUGCCGGAACACCAAGCGGGCCAUCGAGCCAUGCCUCCCCAGGACUAGCAACAUGGGCUGCACCGAGGCCCGGAUGCAGUGUGAAAGAGACCAGCCGUGCAGCUCUGCCAUGCGAGACUAUUUAAUCUACUGCGGGAAGCUUUUCAGCGGGGCAACUUGCACGAAUGCUUGUCGGAAUGUGAUUGCAGACAUGCGCAAAAUACCCAAAGCGGAGCUGUUGGAUUCGUGCGUGUGCGACGGGACGGAGAGGACCAUCUGCGAGUAUGUCAAGAUUAGCAUGAAGAACCUGUGCUUCCAAGCUCCUGUGACGGCGGAGGACGGCAGCGGGUCAGAGGACUACGAGGAAGAUGAUGGGGGCUUCCCGGUGUCAGAACCAGAGUUCGUGGGGAGGAGCGCCGGUUCAGGUGGCUCUGCUUUGGGCACCUGUGGUGUUGUGACAACGGUGACUGCAUCUGUCCUGAUUCUACUAGUGCCUCUUCUUUAAACUCUCCUCAUAGUAAAACAUAUAGAUAUAUAUUUCAGACUGUUGGACAGAUAAACACAUUGAUGGCCUUACAAACUCAGACUGUUGUUCAGACAAAGUUGAAACUCUUGCCUUUCCAAACAGACGCCAGUCAGUCUGGCCCAAUACUAUUGAAGGAAGAAGCUACUACUCCGAAGAACAGCGAAUGUAAUAUUUCGUACAUAACCAAACUUGCUUUUUUUAAAGUACGACUUUUUUCUGUACUAAAAGAUAUCGAAUGCAGUUAGUAUUUUCUAUGCAAAUAUUAUAUUCAAUAACAUUAUGGAACCUUGUUGUAUCACUGGCCUGAAGAAAAAUGUCCUUUAUUUUAAAACACAAUCAGAAAUGGAGACAUGGACAUCAGGCCUGCUCUAGUCCAUUUCUAUACUACAUGUCACAUCAGGCCCGCUCUAGUCCAUUUAUAUACUACAUGUCACAUCAGGCCUGCUCUAGUCCAUUUCUAUACUACAUGUCACAUCAGGCCCGCUGUAGUCCAUUUCUAUACUACAUGUCACAUCAGGCCUGCUCUAGUCCAUUUAUAUACUACAUGUCACAUCAGGCCUGCUCUAGUCCAUUUCUAUACUACAUGUCACAUCAGGCCUGCUCUAGUCCAUUUCUAUACUACAUGUCACAUCAGGCCUG